AUGGCUGUCACGGUUCCAUACCUACCCUCCUACCACCUACCCUCCAACCCACCUACCCUCCGAGCCUCCAACCCACCUAGCCCCCUACCCACCUACCCACUUACCAUUCUACCCCAUACCCACCUCCCCACUACCCGCCUACCCUCCUACCCACCUACCCACUUACCAUCCUACCCCCUACCCACCCUACCCCCAUACCCUCCUACCCACCUACCCACUUACCAUCUUACCCCUACCCACCUCCCCCUACCCACCUACCCUCCUACCCACCUACCCCCAUACCCUCCUACCCACCUACCCACUUUCCAUCCUACCCCCUACCCACCUACCCCCAUACCCUCCUACCCACCUACCCACUUACCAUCCUGCCCACCUACCCUCCUACCUCCAUACCCUCCUACCCACCUAUCCACUUACCAUCCUACCCCUACCCAUGUCCCCCUACCCACCUACCCUCCUACCCACCUACCCUCCUACCCACCUACCCUCAUACCCUCCUACCCACCUACCCACUUACCAUCCUACCCCUACCCACCUCCCCCUACCCACCUACCCCCAUACCCUCCUACCCACUUACCAUCCUACCCCCUACCCAUCUCCCCCUACCCACCUACCCCCAUACCCCUCCUACCCAUCUACCCACUUACCAUCCUAACCCCUACCCACCUCCCCCUACCCACCUACCCUCCUGCCCACCUACCCCCAUACCCUCCUACCCACCUACCCCCAUACCCUCCUACCCACCUACCCACUUACCAUCCUACCCCCUCGCACCUCCCCCUACCCACCUACCCUCCUACCCACCUACCCCCAUACCCUCCUACCCACCUACCCACUUACCAUCCUAACCCCUACCCACCUCCCCCUACCCCCUACCCACCUACCCCCAUACCCUCCUACCCACCUACCCACUUACCAUCCUACCCCCUACCCACCUCCCCCUACCCACCUACCCUCCUGCCUACCUGCCCCCAUGCCCUCCUACCCACCUACCCACAUUCCAUCCUACCCCCUACCCACCUACCCCCAUACCCUCCUACCCACCUGCCACUUACCAUCCUACCCACCUACCCUCCCACCCACCUACCCACCUACCCACCUACCCACCUACCCACCUACCAUCCUACCCCUACCCACCUCCCCCUACCCACCUACCCACCUACCCCCAUACCCUCCUACCCACUUACCAUCCUACCCCUACCCAUCUCCCCCAUACCGACCUACCCUCCUACCUACCUACCCCCAUACCCUCCUACCCACCUACCCACUUUCCAUCCUACCCCCUACCCACCUACCCCCAUACCCUCCUACCCACCUACCCACUUACCAUCCUACCCACCUACCCUCCCACCCACCUACCCACCUACCCACCUACCCUCCUACCCACCUACCCACUUACCAUCCUGCCCCCUACCCACCUCCCCCUACCCACCUACCCACCUACCCCCAUACCCUCCUACCCACUUACCAUCCUACCCCUACCCAUCUCCCCUACCCACCUACCCCCAUACCCUCCUACCCAUCUACCCACUUACCAUCCUAACCCCUACCCACCUCCCCCUACCCACCUACCCUCCUACCCACCUACCCCCAUACCCUCCUACCCACCUACCCACUUACCAUCCUACCCCCUAUGCACCUCCCCCUACCCACCUACCCUCCUACCCACCUACCCCCCAUACCCUCCUACCCACCUACCCACUUACCAUCCUAACCCCUACCCACCUCCCCCCUACCCCCUACCCACCUACCCCCAUACCCUCCUACCCACCUACCCACUUACCAUCCUACCCACCUACCCUCCCACCCACCUACCCACCUACCCUCCUACCCACCUACCCACUUACCAUCCUACCCCCUACCCACCUCCCCCUACCCACCUACCCACCUACCCCCAUACCCUCCUACCCACUUACCAUCCUACCCCCUACCCAUCUCCCCCCUACCCACCUACCCUCCUACCCACCUACCCUCAUACCUUCCUACCCACCUACCCACUUACCAUCCUACCCCCUACCUACCUCCCCCUACCCACCUACCCCCAUACCCUCCUACCCAUCUACCCACUUACCAUGCUAA
Molecule: messenger RNA, 2079 nt
Organism: Oncorhynchus nerka (sockeye salmon)
Lineage: Eukaryota; Metazoa; Chordata; Actinopteri; Salmoniformes; Salmonidae
Product: adhesive plaque matrix protein-like
Exons: 2
Coding region: 1-2079 (692 amino acids)
Source: RefSeq, a predicted model, not a curated record